GCGGUUCCAUCCUUCAGCGUGAGGUGCCGCAGGUGUUCUGCGCUGGGUCCGAGGCCGCAGGUGAAUUUGGCAGGCAAAGCCAGUCCUCUGUCACUCCUACAAAUGGCCUCCUCAAGUGGCCUUUGUGUUUUGGUUCGCUUGCCCAAGCUGAUCGGUGAAGGAAAAACACUACCAAGAACGUUAUUGGACAUUUUGGCAGAUGGCACCUUAUUAAAAGUUGGAGUGGGAUGUUCAGAAGAUGCCAGCAAGCUUCUGCAGGAUUAUGGCCUUGUUGUUAGGGGGUGCCUGGACAUCCGAUACUUGGCCAUGCGGCAGAGAAAGAAUUUGCUCUGUAAUGGGCUUAGCCUGAAAUCACUCGCUGAGGCUGUUUUGAACUUUCCCCUUGACAAGUCCCUUCUACUUCGUUGCAGCAACUGGGAUGCUGAGCAUCUUACAGAGGAUCAGGUAAUUUAUGCUGCCAGGGAUGCCCAGAUUUCAGUGGCUCUCUUUCUCCAUCUUCUUGGAUACCCUUUCUCUAGGAAUUCACCUGUACAAGAAAACGAUGACCACAUUGGCUGGAGAAAAGUCUUGGAGAAAUGCCAGGAUGUGGUAGACAUCCCAUUCCGAAGCAAAGGAAUUAGCAGAUUGGGAGAAGAGGUUAAUGGGGAAGAAACAGAAUCUCAGCAGAAGCCAAGAAAUAAGAAGUCUAAGGUUGAUGGACCGGUGUCAGGCAACCAUGAAGGGAGAGACCCCAGAAGACAUAAAAGAAAGCCCUUGGGGGUGGGCUAUUCUGCCAGAAAAUCACCUCUGUAUGAUAACUGCUUUCUUCAUGCUCCUGAUGGACAGCCCCUCUGUACUUGUGAUCGAAGAAAAGCUCAGUGGUACCUGGACAAAGGCAUUGGAGAAUUGGUGAGUGAAGAGCCUUUUGUGGUCAAGCUACAGUUUGAACCCGCAGGAAGACCUGAAUCCCCAGGAGACUAUUACUUGAUGGUUAAAGAGAAUCUGUGUGUAGUGUGUGGCAAGAGAGACUCCUACAUUCGGAAGAAUGUGAUUCCACAUGAGUACCGGAAGCACUUUCCCAUUGAGAUGAAGGACCACAACUCCCAUGAUGUGCUGCUGCUCUGCACAUCCUGCCAUGCCAUCUCCAACUACUAUGACAAGCAUUUGAAGCAGCAGCUGGCCAAGGAGUUCCAGGCCCCCUUUGGCUCUGAGGAGGGCUUGCGCCUGCUGGAAGAUCCUGAGCGCCGGCAGGUGCGUUCUGGGGCCAGGGCCCUGCUCAACGCAGAGAGCCUGCCGGCUGAUCGAAAGGAAGAGCUACUGCAAGCACUCAGAGAAUUUUAUAACACAGACACGGUCACAGAUGAGAUGCUGCAGGAAGCUGCCAGCCUAGAAACCAGGAUUUCCAAUGAAAACUAUGUUCCUCACGGGCUGAAGGUGGUGCAGUGUCACACCCAGGGUGGGCUGCACUCCCUCAUGCAGCUGGAGAGCCGCUGGCGUCAGCACUUCCUGGACUCCAUGCAGCCCAAGCAUCUGCCCCAGCAGUGGUCAGUGGACCACAACCAUCAGAAGCUGCUCCGGAAAUAUGGGGAAGACCUUCCCAUCAAGCUAUCGUGAUAGUUACUUUCUUCCCAGGUUAGGACAGAUGGGCAGCUGGAGCCAAGGUUGAAAAGUCACCAUCUCCUGUUUUAAUACAUCAUUAAUUGUCAAAGCCUAGGUGACACAACUCAGAGUACUAACCUAUACUAAUCCCAGGAUGUUUCUGGUGAAGCAAGGCUGUUGUUUUUAAGGAAGCUUAUGGUUUUGAAUCUUAAUUGGGCAGGGUCAGUAUUCUUUUUUCCUCCCUUUUAUUUUUGUGGACAAGAGAGAACUUGGCCUUUAUUUUUACUCUCCCCCUUCUGCUUUCCCUGUGCAGAGGGAAGAUGAAGAAUUCUCCCUGAAGUGACUUGUCAAGACUCUCAGAAAAAAAUUUUAAUACAUUUCUUCCUUGUCCAGUAUGUUGGUUUAUCUCUAACAGGGGCUGUCCAGAAUGUCAAUCCUGUCAAGUCAGGAAGGGAGAAGAAGUUCUUUCAGAGGUUGGAGAAGUGAACAAGAAGUCAGAUUCAUUUUCCCAAUUCAGCAUCAUGAUUGUAAUUUCUUUGGCUUAAUGCUGUCCCAUGACUUAUUUGGUUGGGAUGCAUCUCAUCUGGGUUCUUUCAGUUUAUUUCACAUACUUGAAAAUGUUCCCCUUUACCCAUCCAGGACCAAAGCAACAACUUCCUGCCAUGUGCUUCCACCCUAACACUGGGGAAAUCCUUUUCUGGAAAUAAAAGCCUCUAACCUGGGUGGGGCAGAGAGAGCCAUAAACACCAUCUCCCAACAGAACUUUGGUUAUUUGCUCAGCUUUUUCCUUCCUGCUGUCUGUUGCCUGCUUGUUGUCUCCUCCUGCCCAGAACUGCGAGGUUUUUACCUUAAUCCCUUUCGGAGGAGAAGAUGAUCUUUUCUCAGACUCAAUAUCAGCUCCUGUGAAGGUUAAUUCUACGUGUUAACUUGGUUAGAUGAAGGAAUGCUGAGAAACCUGGUAAAGCUAUCUUUUUAGGUGUGUCCAUGAAGGUGUUUCCAGCAGAGAUUAGUAUGAGAGUCUGAGUGGACUGGGUAGGAAAGACCCACCCUUGAUGUGGGUGGGAGCCAUCCAAUAUGCUGGGUGUCCAGAGAGAACAAAAGAUAGAGGGAAAAGGUGAAGCUCUCUCUGUCUGCUGGAGCUAGGAUGCACUCUUCUGUUCGUGGACAUCAGAGCUUGCAACUCUUCAGCUUUGGGUUCCGGGACUUAUACCAAUGACACCAUCAGCUUCCCUAGU
Molecule: messenger RNA, 2813 nt
Organism: Galeopterus variegatus (Sunda flying lemur)
Lineage: Eukaryota; Metazoa; Chordata; Mammalia; Dermoptera; Cynocephalidae
Gene: EXD2
Product: exonuclease 3'-5' domain containing 2
Exons: 8
Coding region: 103-1593 (496 amino acids)
Biological process (GO): nucleobase-containing compound metabolic process
Cellular component (GO): nucleus; cytoplasm
Molecular function (GO): 3'-5' exonuclease activity; nucleic acid binding
Source: RefSeq, a predicted model, not a curated record